This is a messenger RNA of Cladophialophora carrionii CBS 160.54, 933 nucleotides long. RefSeq lists its product as uncharacterized. Bases 1 to 933 code for a protein of 310 amino acids. The transcript has a single exon. The record is from RefSeq and is a predicted model, not a curated record. NCBI's taxonomy places the organism in Eukaryota, Fungi, Ascomycota, Eurotiomycetes, Chaetothyriales, Herpotrichiellaceae.
AUGUUCAUGCUCCAUUGGGCACUGGCAUCGCCCGUCCCUGAAAUCUUCUCGCCGGAAGCCGACACCCUCUCUUUUACAGAACUAGCGCAGAAGGCUUUCUUGCGGAUCCUGGAACUUGGCUUCAUUCGAGGCAUUCUGGUUUCCCUCCUCAUCCUUUGCGCUCUUGUAUGUCUCCUCAUCGGCACACUUCGGGUACUGGCAGCCUAUCUCCACCAUCAUGACACCAAAUUGUGGGAGACAUAUGAAGAGGUUCAUGCCUGCGCCGAUGGUGAGAAAGAAGUUCAAGACGAAGCAGACUGCCGACGAGCCAGUGUGAUCGACGAGUGCCAGCCAUACAACCUUCAAUGUCAGAAGCAAAGCCGCAAUUCGAGGUAUAUCAUGGCCAAUCCUUCAACGCCAAUCACGAAGAUCAACGUCCAUGCCUUCCCAAGGCGAGCUGCAGUCGUCAUGUCACCUUACUCGCCCUCAGAGACGAGGUUCUUGAACCCCAUCCGGUCCACUUCGACACCACUCCGAUCUGCCUUGACCAAAUCUCCACCGUCUUCGAAACGCCUCCCGAGUGCCCGAUCCUACCUUUUUGGUCCAAGAAGCACAAGCACAAGCACGUGCUUAACGCCGAGUCCGAAAUCCGUCCGAUGGGCGGAUCAGAUUCAUGUCUCUAUCACUUCCACUCUCGAGAUGAGCGUUCGACGACGCCUUGAGGAAGAGCUGCAAGCAGGGACUGAGCCUGAAAUCGACCUUGCAACAAGGACGAUUGCAAGUCGAAACCGGCUCCGAUCUGAUGUCUUGGACAUUCUGUCUCAUCCAAUCCACCACGCCGAACCACUUCCAGCCCAUGAUGCAUCUUCGGCAACACCUGCUAUCGCAAUCGGCGAUGGACCAAGCGAUUCCAGAGGGGAAUCAUGCAUGCAGCUGGAGGGCGAUACGAGCUGA